AUGGGUGAUUUCAUCGUACAUUGUUUAGAAGCUCCUGCCACAACCGGCGAACAAUUCAAAACUGAUUUACAAGAUCUAGUAACUACUAAUCCUCUUUACAACCACAUCACUUUGCCCACUCGGUUUAGAACUGGUAACAGGCCAUCUGUGUUGGAUCUUGUGCUUACCAACGAAGAGCAUAUGAUUGAUGCGUUGGUUUUAGACUGCCCGUUGGGUCGCAGUGAUCACGCAGUCAUCAGUUUCAACUUCGUCUGCUAUGCAGAAUAUCGGAAUGAUAACGAUGAUGCUGUGCGAACCAUCACAAGGUACGACCGACUCGCCCAGCUAGUCAGCGCCACAACAUGGUCUUUCCUCGAAGAAGAACCCCCGGAAGUUUCCUGGCUUGAGUUCGUCAACACAUUCAGUCAGCUGAUUGCACAGGCUUCAGAGAUAAAAGCUUGCAAUAAGUGCAAAUCUGUUUCUUUCGUUAGGAGCAGUACCCGAAAAUGGAUGACAGUACGCAACGUAGCAUGGCGAGUGUACAGAGAAGCUCCAGCACCAGAAACUUGGGACAACUACGUAGCCCAACGUAACCACUGCACACAACUGCUAAGCGAAGACAAAGCCGCCUAUCAGCAGAAUAUCGCAAAAACCUUCAGUGCUAACCACAAACUGCUGUAUAAGCACGUUAACAGCCUACGAAAGGUGAGGCAAGGAUUUCCUCCACUCAAGACGGCUGAUGGCCCAUAA
This is a messenger RNA of Dicrocoelium dendriticum, 729 nucleotides long. The record is from the annotation of a GenBank genome assembly. Lineage: Eukaryota; Metazoa; Platyhelminthes; Trematoda; Plagiorchiida; Dicrocoeliidae.